Messenger RNA from Thlaspi arvense, 777 nucleotides. Lineage: Eukaryota; Viridiplantae; Streptophyta; Magnoliopsida; Brassicales; Brassicaceae. The record is from the annotation of a GenBank genome assembly.
AUGGCUACAACUUCUUCUCCUUCUUCCUCCUCAAACAACAUUCCUCCUUCGUCUCCGACUACCAUGACCACGCCGCCACGUCAGCAUAUUCACCUGGAGCCACCAUCUUCUAAAAAGAAGAAAAACAGAUCAAACGUGUUCCGAGUCUUACGCACCGUGUUUCGCUCUUUCCCGAUCUUCACAACACCAGCCGUAGCAUGCAAAAUCCCGGUUAUCCAUCCCGGUUUAGGCUUACCGGAUCCACACCACAACACGUCAAGAAUCACUGGAACAUUAUUCGGAUACCGUAAAGGCCGAGUGAGUCUCUCGAUUCAAGAAACCCCUAAAUCUCUUCCUUCUUUAGUCGUAGAGCUCGCCAUGCAAACCACAACGCUUCAAAAAGAGCUUAGCUCUGGAAUGGUGAGAAUCGCUCUCGAGACUGAGAAGCAGCCUCGAGUAGAUAACAACAACAACAACAACAAUAAAACGGAAAAGAAGACGGAUAUUUUGGACGAACCGUUAUGGACAAUGUAUUGUAAAGGAGAGAAAACGGGUUACGGUGUGAGACGAGAAGCGAACGAGGAAGAUCUAAACGUGAUGGAGUUGUUACGUCCGGUGUCUAUGGGCGCCGGAGUUUUGCCCGGAAACUCGGAGUUGGAAGGACCCGACGGCGAAAUGGCGUAUAUGAGAGCUUAUUUCGAGAGAGUUAUUGGGUCUAAAGAUUCAGAGACUUUUUAUAUGUUGAGUCCUGAAGGGAAUAAUGGACCCGAGCUUAGUUUUUUCUUUGUGAGAGUUUGA